Leptonychotes weddellii (Weddell seal) is the source of this 3952-nucleotide messenger RNA. Lineage: Eukaryota; Metazoa; Chordata; Mammalia; Carnivora; Phocidae. The record is from RefSeq and is a predicted model, not a curated record.
CCAGAAUUCGGAGCGCGGAAGAGCCUGAGCGGCUGUCGGUCGUACUCGAGCCCGUCUCCCGCCGCGGACGCCGGGCGAGGAGACAGGGAAGAUGGUGGUCCUCCGCAGCAGCCUGGAGCUACAUAGCCACUCCGCCUCCUCGGCCACGGACCCUCUGGACCUGUCCAACGAGUUCCUCAGCCUGGAGCAGAUCGGCCGGAGGCGGCUCCGCUCGGCCCGUGUCGCUGAGCAGUCCGCCGUCACCGUAGCCGCCGCGGGCGAUGGGUCUUCAGUUAAAGAAGUUGAAACCUACCACCGGACACGUGCUUUAAGGUCUUUGAGAAAAAAUGCACAGAAUUCUUCAGAUUCUAGUUUUGAUAAGAAUAUGGAAAUAACAGAGAAACAUGCUAAUGGAAGGCAUUUUACAAGGCAGUUGGCCAGACAGCAGGCUGAUAAGAAAAAAGAAGAGUGCAAAGAAGACAAAGUGAUUCCAGUUACUCGGUCAUUGAGGACUAGAAACAUUGUUCAAACUAAAGAACACUUGCAUGAAGAGAAUGGUGACGUUGAAGUUCGCCGCAGUUGCAGGAUUAGAAGUCGCUAUAGUAGUGUGAACCAGUCUGUGCUGUUUGACAAACUUAUAACAAACACUGCCGAAGCUGUACUUCAGAAAAUGGAUGACAUGAAGAAGAUGCGUAGACAGCGAAUGAGGGAACUUGAAGACUUGGGAGUGUUCAAUGAAACAGAAGAAGGGAAUCUUAAUAUGUACACGAGAGGAAAACAAAAAGGUAUUCAAAGAACGGAUGAGGAAACAACUGACAAUCAAGAAGGCAGUGUGGAAUCAUCUGAAGAGGGUGAGGACCAAGAAGAUGAAGAUGAUGGUGAAGAUGAUGAAGAUGAAGAUGAUGAAGAUGAAGAGGAUGGGGAAGAAGAUAAUCAGAAACGAUAUUAUCUUAGACAGAGAAAAGCUACUGUGUACUACCAGGCUCCACUGGAAAAACCUCGUCACCAGAGAAAGCCCAACAUAUUUUAUAGUGGCCCAGCUUCUCCUGCAAGACCAAGAUACAGAUUAUCUUCUGCUGGACCAAGAAGUCCUUACUGUAAACGAAUGAACAGGCGAAGGCAUGCAAUCCACAGUAGUGACUCUACUUCAUCUUCCUCUUCUGAAGAUGAACAACACUUUGAGAGGCGAAGAAAAAGGAGCCGUAAUAGAGCUAUCAACAGGUGCCUCCCGCUAAAUUUUCGGAAAGAUGAAUUAAAAGGAAUUUAUAAAGAUAGAAUGAAGAUUGGAGCAAGUCUUGCAGAUGUUGAUCCAAUGCAACUAGAUUCUUCAGUACGAUUUGAUAGCGUUGGUGGCCUGUCUAAUCAUAUUGCAGCUCUAAAAGAGAUGGUGGUGUUUCCAUUACUUUAUCCAGAAGUCUUUGAAAAAUUCAAAAUUCAACCUCCAAGAGGUUGUUUGUUUUAUGGUCCACCUGGAACUGGAAAAACUCUGGUUGCCAGAGCACUUGCCAAUGAGUGCAGUCAAGGGGAUAAGAGAGUAGCAUUCUUCAUGAGGAAAGGUGCUGAUUGUCUGAGUAAAUGGGUAGGAGAGUCUGAAAGACAACUACGAUUACUAUUUGAUCAGGCUUAUCAGAUGCGCCCAUCCAUUAUUUUUUUCGAUGAAAUCGAUGGUCUGGCACCAGUACGAUCAAGCAGGCAAGAUCAAAUUCACAGUAAUAAUACGGCUCGAAAAGAAAUUCUUAAGAUUCACACAAGAGAUUGGAAUCCUAAACCACUGGACGUAUUUCUAGAAGAACUAGCAGAAAACUGUGUUGGAUACUGCGGUGCAGAUAUUAAGUCGAUAUGCUCUGAGGCUGCUUUAUGUGCUCUGCGUCGACGCUACCCACAAAUCUAUACUACUAGUGAGAAACUACAGUUGGAUCUCUCUUCAAUUAACAUCUCGGCUAAGGAUUUUGAGGUAGCUAUGCAAAAGAUGAUACCAGCUGCCCAAAGAGCUGUGACAUCACCUGGGCAGGCAUUGUCCACUGUUGUGAAACCUCUCCUGCAAAGCACCGUUCACAAGAUCUUAGAAGCCCUGCAGAGAGUAUUUCCACAUGCAGAAAUCAGAACAAAUAAAUCAUUAGACUCAGAUAUUUCAUGUCCUCUGCUAGAAAGUGACUUGGCAUACAGUGAUGAUGAUAUUCCAUCUGUAUAUGAGAAUGGGCUUUCUCAAAAAUCCUUUAAGACAAAAGAAAAUUUUAAUUUUCUUCAUUUGAAUAGAAAUGCAUGUUAUCAACCUAUGUCUUUUCGACCAAGAAUAUUGAUAGUGGGAGAACCAGGCUUUGGGCAAGGUUCUCAUUUGGCACCAGCUGUCAUCCAUGCUUUGGAAAAAUUUGCAGUAUAUACAUUAGACAUUCCUGUUCUUUUUGGAGUCAGUGCUACAUCUCCUGAAGAAACGUGUGCCCAGAUGAUUCGUGAAGCUAAGAGAACAGCACCAAGUAUAGUGUAUGUUCCUCAUAUCCACUUGUGGUGGGAAAUAGUUGGACCAACACUCAAAGCCACAUUUACUACGUUGUUACAGAAUAUUCCUUCAUUUGCUCCAGUUUUAUUACUUGCAACUUCUGACAAACCCCAUUCUGCUCUCCCAGAAGAGGUGCAAGAAUUAUUUAUCCGUGAUUAUGGAGAAAUUUUCAAUGUCCAGUUACCUGGUAAAGAAGAACGAACAAAAUUUUUUGAAGAUUUAAUUCUAAAGCAAGCUGCUAAGCCUCCUUUAUCAAAAAAGAAAGCAGUUUUGCAGGCCUUGGAGGUCCUCCCUGUAGCACCACCACCUGAGCCAAGACCACUGACAGUAGAAGAAGUGAAACGACUAGAAGAACAAGAAGAAGAUACAUUUAGAGAACUGAGGAUUUUCUUGAGAAAUGUUACACAUAGGCUUGCUAUUGACAAGCGAUUCAGAGUAUUUACUAAACCUGUUGACCCUGAUGAGGUUCCUGAUUAUGUCACUGUGAUAAAGCAACCAAUGGACCUUUCAUCUAUAAUCAGUAAAAUUGAUCUCCACAAGUAUCUGACUGUGAAAGACUAUUUGAGUGAUAUUGAUCUAAUCUGUAGUAAUGCUUUAGAAUACAAUCCAGAUAGAGAUCCUGGAGAUCGUCUUAUUAGGCAUAGAGCCUGUGCUUUAAGAGAUACGGCCUAUGCAAUAAUUAAAGAAGAACUUGAUGAAGACUUUGAGCAGCUUUGUGAAGAAAUUCGGGAAUCUAGAAAGAAGAGAGGUUGUAGCUCGUCCAAAUAUGCCCCAUCUUACUAUCAUGUGAUGCCAAAGCAAAAUUCCACCUCUGCUGGUGAUAAAAGAUCAGAUCCAGAGCAGAAUGAAAAACUCAAGACAACUAGUACUCCUGUGGCUUGUAGUACUCCUGCUCAGUUGAAGAGAAAAAUCCGCAAAAAGUCAAAGUGGUACUUAGGCACCAUAACAAAACGAAGGAAGAUUUCACAGGUGAAAGAUGAGAGCCAGAAUGUCACAGAUGACAAAAUUGAGAGUGAUACAGAGGAAAAUCAAGAUACAAGUGUAGACCACAAUGAGACUGGAAACACAGGAGAGUCCUCAGUGGAAGAAAAUGAGAAGCACCAAAAUGCCUCUGAAAGCAAAAUAGAAUUGGGGCAUAAUAAUUCAAGUAUUUGUGGUAUUGAAAAUGAACAUGAAGAAUCUGGGAAGACCACAGCAUGCACAGAAGUGAAGAAAGAUAAAAUUGUUUGCAAUGGAGAUGCUUCUGGCUGUCAGAUAAUAGAUAUUUCUGAUGAAAAUGAAGCAAAAGAAAUGUGUGUUCUGCGAAUGACUCGAGCUAGACGUUCCCAAGUAGAACAACAGCAGCUCAUCAGUGUUGAAAAGGCUUUGGCAAUUCUUUCCCAGCCUACACCCUCACUUGUCGUGGACCAUGAACGAUUAAAAAAAUGGGAAAGUCAGCCCAAAAUUCACAAUGGAAUUGCAGGGGACCCUGAAUAG